CCUUUACAGGGAGACAUCAUGGGCUUCCGGAAGUUCUCCCCCUUCCUGGCUCUCAGCAUCUUGGUCCUGUGCCAGGCCGGCAGCCUCCAGGCGGCGCCAUUCAGAUCGAACCUGGAGAGCAGCCCAGACCUGGCUACACUCAGUGAGGAGGAAGCGCGCCUCCUGCUGGCUGCACUGGUGCAGGACUAUGUGCAGAUGAAGGCGAGUGAGCUGGAGCAGGAGCUGGAGACAGAAGGCUCCAGCAUCACUGCCCAGAAGAGAGCCUGCAACACUGCCACCUGUGUGACUCAUCGGCUGGCCGGCUUGCUGAGCAGAUCAGGGGGUAUGGUAAAGAGCGACUUUGUGCCCACCAAUGUGGGUUCCCAAGCUUUUGGCAGGCGCCGCAGGGACCUUCAAGCCUGAGCAGCUAAAUGCCUCCAGAAAGAAGGU
Molecule: messenger RNA, 429 nt
Organism: Otolemur garnettii (small-eared galago)
Lineage: Eukaryota; Metazoa; Chordata; Mammalia; Primates; Galagidae
Product: calcitonin gene-related peptide 2
Exons: 3
Coding region: 19-402 (127 amino acids)
Cellular component (GO): extracellular region
Molecular function (GO): hormone activity; calcitonin receptor binding
Source: RefSeq, a predicted model, not a curated record